Ricinus communis (castor bean) is the source of this 3039-nucleotide messenger RNA. RefSeq names its product pentatricopeptide repeat-containing protein At3g26782, mitochondrial. The transcript is spliced from 2 exons. Gene Ontology annotation, biological process: RNA modification. Gene Ontology annotation, molecular function: RNA binding; protein binding; zinc ion binding. Lineage: Eukaryota; Viridiplantae; Streptophyta; Magnoliopsida; Malpighiales; Euphorbiaceae. The coding region runs from base 666 to 2678 and encodes 670 amino acids. The record is from RefSeq and is a predicted model, not a curated record.
AACGAAUAUAAAUCUGGAAAGUAGAGGUGUCACAUUCUCUGUAAAGACUAAAAUACCCUGCUGUGUCAUAUGCAAUUGAAAAACGCCAUCGAGUUGAAAUGCAGGCAAGUGUCCAUUUGUGUCCAUUAAAUUUGUUUUAAUAUCAAUAUGACAUUUGUGUCUUGCCUUGUAGUAUCUAUGUCUCGGAUCCGAUUCAUGCUUCUUAACUUUACAUGUAUCGUAUCACGUCUCAUGACAGUAGCAUCAAGUUGAUAAAUUCAUAAAUUUAUAAUAUCUGUAAUUUUGAAUUAUCGGAAAUUUAGACUGAAAAGUGAAAAAGAAAAUUAAAAGAAAGGAGCUUUUAUAGUAUUAUCCUAAGAGAUUCGGUGAAGCGGAAAGAAAUUAUAUUCUCAAAUUCAAUAUAAAUUACAUUGAAGAAAUAAAAUGUAGAGAUGAGUGUCCUUAAACAUUCAAUGAAUUGUGCCCAUUAUUCAAGUGUUAAUCACACACACCUAUCAUCUCUCAAACAAAAAGAAAAAAAUAAAAAGAAAAAUCACACGAACGCAUCUAUUAGAAGCAAAAGCAUUCCCUCCAAAACUCAUACAAACUGAUAUCCAGUGACUUGUCCUUUGAAAUAAAAACCAAACACAGAGGGAGAGAAACCCAAAAGCUCCAACAAAGAAUGAAUGAAGAAUUCAUCACUUGUUACUCUCUGUUUCAAAAUCCAUAAACGCCAGUACUCCGCAUCUGCAACAACAGCGGCAGCAGCAGCAGCAGCAGCAACAGUUGCCUUUAACCUCAGAACCUGGUUCAACAAAUACUUCGAGAAGACCAAUGUCUUCUCUUGGAACUCUCUCAUUGCCGACUUGGCUCGGAGCGGCGACUCAAUCGAGUCUCUUCGAGCUUUCUAUUCCAUGCGGAAGCUCAAUCUCAAACCGAAUCGCUCUACUUUCCCUUGCGCAAUCAAAGCAUGUUCAUCUCUGCUCGAUCUUCACUGGGGUAAACAGACUCAUCAACAAGCACUGGUUUUUGGGUUCGAAUCAGACCUCUUUGUCUCAUCAGCGUUGGUUGACAUGUACUCAAAAUGUGGGCGAUUAAGCGAUGCUCGAAUCCUGUUUGAUGAAAUUACUCAUAGAAAUAUUGUAAUUUGGACGUCUAUGAUUACUGGGUAUAUUCAAAAUGACCAUGCCCAUGAAGCAUUAUUGCUAUUUAAGCAGUUCUUGAUUGAAGAGAGUGAGAGAAACGAGGAGAAAGAUGAGGUUCUUAUGGAUUCAGUUGCUAUGGUUUCGGUUUUAUCCGCAUGUUCUCGUAUUUCCGGGAAGGGAAUGACUAAGGGAGUUCAUGGGUUCGUGGUGAAGAAGGGAUUGGAUGAAGAUGUGGGAAUUGAGAAUACUUUGUUAGAUGCAUAUGCAAAGUGUGGUGAGGUGGGUGUUUCACGGCAGGUGUUUGAUGAGAUAGUUGAGAAGGAUGCAAUUUCUUGGAAUUCUAUGAUUGCUGUUUAUGCACAAAAUGGGUUAUCCAGUGAGGCUUUUGAAGUUUUUCAUGGGAUGAUAAAGUAUGGUUAUGUAAAAUAUAAUGCGGUGACAUUAUCUACUUUAUUGUUAGCUUGUGCGCAUUCUGGGGCUUUGCAAACAGGGAAGUGUAUACAUGAUCAGGUCAUAAGGAUGGGUUUGGAUGAUAAUGUGAUUGUGGGUACCUCUUUAAUAGAUAUGUAUUGCAAAUGUGGGCGGGUACAAAUGGCAAGGAAAACAUUUGAUGGCAUGAAGGAGAAGAAUGUGAAGUCAUGGACUGCAAUGGUUGCAGGUUAUGGAAUGCACGGUUGUGCAAGAGAAGCUUUGAAUAUUUUCUACAAGAUGAUAAGGAGUGGGGUCAAACCAAAUUACAUAACUUUUGUUUCAGUGCUAGCUGCUUGUAGUCACGCUGGUCUGUUAGAUGAAGGUUGGUACUGGUUCAAUGCCAUGAACCAUCAAUUUAAAGUAGAACCUGGAGUUGAGCAUUAUGGUUGCAUGGUUGAUCUUUUUGGGCGUGCUGGUUAUCUGAAUGAAGCUUAUGGUUUGAUAAAGAAGAUGAAGGUGAAGCCUGAUUUUGUACUCUGGGGUUCUCUUCUUGCAGCUUGUCGAAUUCACAAAAAUGUGGAACUUGCAGAGAUUUCUGCAAGGGAACUGUUUGAGCUUGAUCCAAGCAAUUGUGGGUAUUACAUCUUGCUUUCAAACAUAUAUGCUGAUGCUGGAAGAUGGAAAGAAGUUGAAAGGAUGAGAGUACUUGUGAAAGAUCGUGGACUUAUUAAACCACCUGGAUUCAGUUUGGCUGAACUUAAGGGCAGGGUGCAUGUAUUCUUGGUUGGAGAUAAAGAGCAUCCUCACUAUGAGAAGAUUUAUAGUUUUUUGGAUGAACUCAUUGUAAAGCUACAACAGGCUGGCUAUGUACCUAAUAUGGCAUCAGUUCUUCAUGAUGUUGAUGAGGAAGAAAAGGAAAUGACCCUACGAGUUCACAGUGAGAAGCUGGCUGUUGCCUUUGGAGUCAUGAAUUCAUUUCCUGGUUCAACAAUUCAUAUCAUCAAAAAUCUUAGGGUUUGUGGUGACUGUCAUACUAUGAUUAAGCUUAUUACAAAGAUUGUUGAUCGAGAAGUCGUGGUAAGAGACUCAAAGCGAUUUCAUCACUUCAAGGAUGGCUUCUGUUCAUGUGGAGAUUAUUGGUGAUAUUUAUAUAGAUGGAAGAAAAAAUUUGUAGCAAUUUUACUUGUAUUGUGAAGGUUAUUUUCAGUUGGAUCAGCAAGCUUUUCUUGCAGCAAUUACGGAAAGACAUGGUGCUGGAAAACUUCUGAAAUCUAAGAGUUUAGUUGUAGAACUCAAGAAAUUCAUUGAUGAAUCAAGUUGAAAUCUGAAACAUAGUCACUUUAUGACUGCAAAGAGGAUGACAACCAUGUGGGAAAAUUAAUUCCCAUAUAUUUUUUUCCAGAGGAUGCUCUUAUAUUUUUCAUGUUGGAAAUUAGAGUUGUAUCUGAUAUGAACUACAAUAUAUGCUGGAGCAGAAACGGCAACUGAAAUUUUUUCAUGAACA